Molecule: messenger RNA, 1032 nt
Organism: Angiostrongylus costaricensis
Lineage: Eukaryota; Metazoa; Nematoda; Chromadorea; Rhabditida; Metastrongylidae
Source: the annotation of a GenBank genome assembly
AUGCUGAGGAAAAUUGUGCAUGCUAUCGCUGGUCUUAUGUACAUUCUAUGCCCUCCAUGGCCACCGUGGGUCAUAAAAAAAAUAGCAUUUCGGGCUCCACCACGUGGAGAGUACUAUUAUUUGGUUGGCGGAAAGAGAGACCAACGUCGCGUUUUCUUCAGUGCCAGAGAGGCAGAUGGUGUUGAAGAUUUACAGAUUUGUCUACCACAUUUACUGCGAUCACGUGUGAAAGCGAUUGACAUCUACUACCAUAUUCUUCGAUGUAAGCCAGUCAUUCUAAAUGUCUACGAAGAGUUGCGGAUUUGUGCAAUGGAAGUGAUGUGCGAACAAACGGAGAAAUGGCUAAGAAGAACAGGAAGUCGAAGGACUCGUUCUCCACAUUUGAUAAUAUUUGCGCAACCAAACAGUUCCGACAUCGGAUGUUGCAUGCUUAUGGAUCCGAAUUUUGUCGACAUAGCAGAUUUUCUGAAGUGCGACUUAUUGGUGUUCGAUUAUGCUGGCUAUGGAGUUAGCGAAGGAAAUUCUACAGAGAAGACAGUGUACGAUACCGUUGAAAGAGUGUACAAAUACGCCGUCACGGAUUUGAAAUAUCAACCGAAAGAUAUUAUAUUGAUCGGAUUCAGCUUAGGAACGGCAGCCAUGGUUCAUAUUGCUUCUAUAACACCGGAUCUCGGUGCAAUGGUUCUGAUAGCUCCGUUCACAUCACUAUGGCGUGUGAUUCUUCGACGACCUUCAUUCAUAACUGGUUACAGUCUAUUUUUCAGCUACGAAAAAGCACAAAAUAUUCGCUGCCCAACACUUGUUUGUCAUGGUGACCAGGACGCUAUUGUUCAUCAUCAACAUGGCUUAAUAAUGAAGGAAAGAAUCGCCAAUUGUGAACUGUUCAUUAUCUCCGCUAGUCAUCAAGGUAUAUUUUGCGAGCGAAAAAUGUGGGAUGACGUUAAUCGUUUUCUUCGCGAAAAAGUGAAUCUUAUGGAAGCAUGGGUUCAAGCUGUGCAAGAAUCAACGCCGGAUGUGUCACGAUAUGGGUAA